CAGCAUCUCGCCUGUGAUCUUCUUUCAACAACACCGCAAUCAUGGCUUCUAACGACAAGGGUUUGGAGGAGAUCCCCGAGGGUAUGUGUUCCUAUAUCGUUUGCUUCAUUUUUUUCACGGCAAAUUUGUGGUUUAUAUCUCUCUACUUUGCUGGAGAAUGGGGCUCGCUCUCAAGCCAGCAGAAGAAAGAGAUAAUCGCCACAACCCAUCAUCGAAAUGUCCUUCGAAGAAUUAUGCUGACCAGAAAUUUCACAUCAAUAGGACAGAUCGAGACCAACUACGAUGAGGUCACCGACUCCUUCGACUCCAUGGACCUGAAGCCCGAGCUGCUUCGCGGUAUGUGAUACAAAUUUUAUCUUCGCCCUGGUGGGGUCUGUGCCAACAUGUUCUGACGACGUCCAGGUGUCUACGCCUACGGUUUCGAGCGUCCCUCCGCUAUCCAGCAGCGUGCCAUCAAGCCCAUCAUUGCCGGUAGGUUUUCCCCGCACGGUCGCCCAUAAUUUGUGAUGCUAACUAGA
Messenger RNA from Aspergillus neoniger CBS 115656, 518 nucleotides. RefSeq lists its product as uncharacterized. NCBI's taxonomy places the organism in Eukaryota, Fungi, Ascomycota, Eurotiomycetes, Eurotiales, Aspergillaceae. The record is from RefSeq and is a predicted model, not a curated record. Bases 42 to 344 code for a protein of 100 amino acids. The transcript has a single exon.